Messenger RNA from Odontomachus brunneus, 4343 nucleotides. RefSeq lists its product as uncharacterized. Lineage: Eukaryota; Metazoa; Arthropoda; Insecta; Hymenoptera; Formicidae. Bases 1086 to 1610 code for a protein of 174 amino acids. The transcript is spliced from 4 exons. The record is from RefSeq and is a predicted model, not a curated record.
GGGUUCGGAAUGGAACAGCGAGGAAUGGGCGAGGGAGGUGUGGAAGAGGGAUGAGUACACCUGGGUCGAACGCGCACGAUUGGUGGGGGAAGUCGUUGUCCUCGGGAGUGUUCGUUCGCGCGAGUCCGUGAGCAAGCAGUCUAGCCAGUGCGACGCGGAACGCGUUCUUGUCGUUGUCGGUGAUUUUUCGAUGUUACGUGUGAGUGAGUGUGCGUGAAUAUAGUGUAUGUGCGCGCAUUGGGUGUCUCGCUCGCUCGUGCGACGUGAUAUCUAUCUGUCGCCUCGUUCCGCGAACGCUGUGCCUCCUGUCAAUCGUUACUGUCAUCGAUGGGUCAUAUCGACAUGUCAAAAACGACUGUUUCUUUGGCUUUGUGACACGUGUGCGUGCAUGUGUGCUUGCGUGCGUGUACAUACGUAACCUAGAUGCCCGGAUGUGUCGCGCAUGGCGGGCAGCAUCAUGCGGCGGUGAGAGUCGAUGACAUUCUUGGGCUCCAUCAUCCUCGGGCGGCGCGCGUCGUCAGGAAGCAGGAUUGCGACGACGACGUCUAGGGCUAGCGACAGGACUUUUAAAGCAACGACGUAUAGCGACUUAGCUUGGUCAGCUGUAGGAAAGCAACUUUAUCUGCGACUGCAGGUGGAGAACGUCAAGGAGGGACGACAACGACGACAAUAACAACAACGACAACGACGACCACGAAGAAGAGGAGUCGAUCCGCCGUUGCAGGUGACGCGAGGUGGAACUCGUUGAAAAAGAGGAGGAAAAAAGGAAGGCUGAAAGCGGUACGAGACAUCGAGAGAGAAGAAGAGGAAAAGGUGGGGAAGACGGCGGUGGUAAUGCUGGAAGUGGAGGUGGAGGAAAGAGACGGGUCGAAAGGUUGAGCGACCUACGAUUUGUGAGGAGUAGAUGGUGAGGAAAAGAUGGCAAAGUGGUAGUACAUAAGAGGACAAGCAGGUAAAGGAGAACGAUCGGAGAAAUACGGAGAAAUGAUCUUGGUAUGUAACUGGCAAAGUACGAUGAUCGACUUCUCGACGAAAAGCAGAUAGCGUCACCAUUAGUUGUUGCCGGGGUAUAGAAUAUCGGGCCCAUGCGCGUUGUCUUAUCUGUGGGUGAGGAGGGGGAGGAAGAAGAAGACGAAGAAGAAGACGAGGAGGAAAAGAAGACGAAGGAGCUAACAGUGAAAGAACAAGAGAAAUACACGAGGUACUACGGGGUCCACGGGCCCGCGAUGCGUCCCGUGGCAACAACGGCAGUGAAAGACAAGAGUCGACGGCCCGCCACAGUGUGUUCGAUUUUCUUUGUGCUGUCGCCAUCGCUGCUGCUACUGUUGUUAUUGUUGUUAUUACCUGUUUGGAUUCCAACAAUCGUCGUCAAUGCAUCGCCCCUUCAUCCUACGCCACUGCAUAAAGGUAUUACACUUGGUUCGUACAUCAAGUAUUACGAAGCGGCCACGUAUGACACAGCGACUUUGAGACGACAUCACAAUCGGGUGCGCCGCGAUGUUACUAACUUUAUCGACGAGCAACCAUUAAUUCUGCAUUUGAAAACGCUCGAGAGCGUUUCUGGUGGUCACAAAUUAAAAAAAAAAACUACUGAUGCGUUUGCGUUGUAAUCAAUUAUGACAGGAGUCGAAGUGACAAUAUAGAAUAUAAAAAACUGUAUUAAUAUAACAUUCAAAUAUUGUUAUCCUCCCAUAGUUUAAAUUACGAAUUUGUGAACUUUGAAGAUUUAAGAAGAUGCUGAAGUCAAUGACGAACACGAAAAAAAAUACCAAUAACACAAAGACGAUCGUCACUAACAAUUACCCUAUCCCUUUUUUAUUUUUUGUAUAUACAGAACUUACAAGUAGAUGCAUGGAACCGUUCCUCUCCCAUUCGGAUAAGCUUGAAAUAUGUUGCAAUGUAGACUAAAAUAAGGGACACGUAUUUUUUAUACGUGCCUAAUUGCAUUUUUAGGGGAUAAAACAUCCCUUUGAAGGAAAAUCGGUAUUUUUUUCGGAGCAUGCACCGUCAAAAGUAUAAAAGAUAAAAAAAAACUCUCAACUAAAAUUAAAUUGUUUGAAGAAUACUUUAUAAUGACGUUUUCAGUUAAGAAAAAAUGUUAAAAUGUUAAGCAUACCCCCACUACUUACCAAUUUUUCUUAUAAUUUAAAAAUUUCAAUUCUGCUAAAUGAAAGGAUUUUUUAUUUCGAAUUCAACCAUGUAUGAUAAAGCCAUUUUCCGACAUAUGGACUUUUUAAAAAAUAGGUGGGAACACGUCUAUAUACUCGUAACGCUAUAUGUAGCCUAUUCCACGCGAUACAUAUACGUAACACGUCCUUCUCGAACUUCUUCAUAAUAAGAGACUGGAAGAUAGUACUGAUAUGGAGAAUGUAUAAAACAUUUCAAUAUAUAACAACAACAAUAAAAUUAAUUAUUUUAUACAUGACAAUAGUCAUAUAUUCCUACACUUUGUUUUUAUGAAAAUAUACAUAUUUUGAAACUGAAAUUUUAUUUAUGAGAACAUUAAGACGUCCUAAAGACGCCUAAAAAAUUUAUAGACGUCCUAUUAAUUUAACAAAAAGAUGCCUUUAAGGCGUCUAACGUCUCGAUUUUGGGCGUUCAAUAGAACGCCAUAUUGGACAACGUCCAAUUCGGAAAACAUCAUGUAAAACAUCCAAGAGACAUCGAAAAGUCAUUUUUUUUCCCGUGUAUUUUAGUACAAAUUUAGAAAAAUUCAGUGCAAAAUUAUUAUUAAUUAAAAUAGAUUGAGGAAAUUAUAAUGAAGUAUUUUGUCUAAAUAAUAAAAAAAAACAUUUAUUCGUGAGAUGCGACGCGAUUUCGAUCCCGUGUGAGGCGUCCACCAUUUUUAGAUGGCCAUGCUGUUUCGAUACUUAACUUCAACGAUCACAUGGAAACUGGUAAUGCCACUACGCUGUAACGAUAACUUGGUGGGUUAUAUUUACAAUACACUCUUAUAUCGUUCAAAAAUGUAAUGACAUAUUUGUUAGUAAAUGUUUCAAAGGACAGUCACAAUGCGAUUAAUAUAAUUAUAAAAAAAAUCUAGCCAUAAUUUUACGCUGUUAAAAUAUUGCGAGAGAUAAAAAAGAAAUAUUCUCUCUCUUUUGCGAGCAGGUUGUAGAUUAAACUUUGAUUAUUUAUACAAUAUAUCAAUAUAUAUAUGAAUAUUCCAAAAACAUUUAGAAGAGAUAAUUUUGAAAUAUAUGUUUACACACACACACAGAAACAUACACACAUACACACAGAAAGUCUCAAAAGCAUCGUAAAUACGUCUUUUUCAUAAAGAAUCAAUAACGUCUUAAAAAGGACAUUUUAAAGAUGUCUUUAAGACUUUACUGAAAGAUAUCUUUAUGACAUCUUUUAAUAAAAUCUUAAAGAUGUCUUUCUUAAGACGUCUUCAAGACGUCUUUAGACAUAACACAUAUGUAUUGUUUAGGAAGUUUGUGUAUGUCUAUUCUUGUAGUGCGUAGGGUUGGUGCUCCAUUUGUGGCUACUUCAAGGAAUCUUUUGAAUUAUUUAGUUUAUGAUUCAUAUUCGUGUUACGUAAGUGGCAAUAUUUUGUUUUUACAGCAUUUCUGUUGGUCACGCUGCGCGCUAACGAAUGUAGAAUUUUCUUUCUUCUUUACUUGAAUAUUUAUAACCGAAGGUAUACGAACUGCUGCAUUUUCUUGUGAGAAACGUUAAGGAUACGAAGUGAGAUAAACGUUAGAAUUAUUGUAUAAAAGACAUUAUUGUGAAUGUUUCUAUAAUCGGCUUACGGAAAGUCUAAAAGUUAAUCUCAAUAUGCAUAACCACGCAUUUAAUUCCUAUUAAGCAAAAAAUAAUAAGUGUCGAAAACUAGAUCAUGUAUUAAUAUAAUAUGUAUUCUAUUUUUGAUCAUAGGAUGGCCAAAACUGGUUGUUGCGUUGUUCCAGUUGUGGCCAACAAAAAUAACGAAUGUGUUUUGUGUAAAAUUAUACAGGACAACCGUUAAUUUUGAUGAAAGUUUCAAACACAGAUUUACUCAACGCAACUUUCAGGGUUUAUAUCUUAAGGUCCUAGAAACAUUAUGACGAAGGAAUUUUUAUUGAUAAUCUUUGGGAAAGUACACAAAAUGGUGGAAAACCAAUUUCGGCAGUGACCUUAGCAAAUAUCGAAAAAUACGCAUUUUCGAAAAAAAUGUUUCAUGCAAAUAUUAUAAAGUUUUAUGUGACGCAUUACAUAGUAGUAGUAGUGUGACCUUGAAUAGCGUUAUCAAGGUAACGUGGAAAUCACCUUCAAUUUCUUAAACUUAAACUCCUAUUUUUUAAUGCAUAUUCUUGUAGUUUAUCUUAAGAGCUUUGCAAAAUAAUAUAAGAUAUUUUUUU